GCUGUGCCAUGAAGUUGAACAUCGCAAACCCAGCCACUGGCUGCCAGAAGCUAAUUGAAAUCGAUGAUGAGCGUCGUCUCCGCGGUUUCUACGACAAGCGCAUGUCCCAGGAAGUCUCUGGUGAUGCUCUUGGUGAUGAGUUCAAGGGUUACGUUUUCCGUAUCUCCGGUGGUAACGACAAGCAGGGUUUCCCCAUGAAGCAGGGUGUCCUCUUGCCUUACCGUGUUCGUCUCCUCUUGAGCAAGGGUCACUCUUGCUACCGCCCUCGCCGCACCGGUGAGCGUAAGAGAAAGUCUGUUCGUGGCUGCAUCGUCGGCUCCGACCUUGCUGUUCUCUCGCUCGUCGUUGUCAAGCAGGGUGAGCAGGACAUUCCCGGUCUCACCGAUGUCACUGUCCCCAAGCGUCUUGGUCCCAAGCGUGCCUCUAAGAUCCGCAAGUUCUUUAACUUGAGCAAGGAGGAUGAUGUCCGCAAGUAUGUCAUUCGUCGUGAGGUUCAGCCCAAGAACGCUGAGAAGAAGGCCUACACCAAGGCCCCCAAGAUCCAGCGUCUUGUCACCCCUCUUACUCUCCAGCGCAAGAGACACAGAACCGCCAUCAAGCGCAGAAGAGCAGAGUCUUCUCGCGAGGCCGAGGCCGAGUACAAGCAGUUGUUGGCCAAGCGUGUCAAGGAGACCAAGGAUCGCAAGAUCGCCAGACGCAGAACCUCUUCUAUCCAGAAGUCUGCUUCCGCUUAAACCGGCAAAUAAAAAUAUAUACAAUUCUCUUUACGGGCCUGCAAUUCGAAACAAAGUAUACAUUGCUGCUGUUGUUGUUUUUGUGUGAAUUAAUAGAAUAAUUUAUUCUGUAAAUAUAAAUGAUAUUUUGUGACAAAUUUAUAAAGACUUAAAAAAAUAGGAAUUUCGACAUGAUGUAUAUUAU
This is a messenger RNA of Phycomyces blakesleeanus NRRL 1555(-), 918 nucleotides long. RefSeq lists its product as hypothetical. Gene Ontology annotation, cellular component: ribosome. The transcript is spliced from 4 exons. Lineage: Eukaryota; Fungi; Mucoromycota; Mucoromycetes; Mucorales; Phycomycetaceae. The record is from RefSeq and is a predicted model, not a curated record. The coding region runs from base 9 to 734 and encodes 241 amino acids. Gene Ontology annotation, biological process: translation. Gene Ontology annotation, molecular function: structural constituent of ribosome.